UAGUUUAUGGCGAGAGCUUCCAUAAAUACAAAGUAUACAUCGAGAUACGUAAAUUUAAGCGAAUUGAUGGAUGUAUGUUUAUGCCAGUGUAAUUUUAACGAAAAACAAGAAGAAAUCGUAUAACCGUUGCUCAACCGUGAUGUAAAAAUUAUAAAUUAUAAAAAAUUUGGGAAUUAUUGUUAAAAUGGCUGAAGAAAGUAAAAAGAUUUCCUUUGGCUUUGCUAAGUCUAUAAAAAAACCAGCGUUGGUGAAGCAGGUGCUACAGGAGCAGAAAAAAGUGGAUUACAUCGUUUGCCUCGAUGAGAAAGCAAUUAAAGUGAUUGGGGAAGAAGAAAAAAAAGAAGAGCCGCUUAUUAUCCCACUUUUAGGACCUAAGACUUGGCAUGAUAGAAUUGUUAAUAAAAUAGAUGCUGACAUAUUUGAAUCCAAAGUAGUAAGUGAGAACAAUAAACAAACUGUUCAGAUCAAAGAAGAACCAAAGGAAGUAUCUAAUGGAGAUGUGACGUCAGUUGAUAAUAAUGCUUCAAGUGUAUUGAUAAAAACAGAACCACUCGAUGAAAGUGAAAGUAAAACUCUUACUUUGGAAGAGCAGGCAGCUAAAGAAAUUAUAGAGGAUCUUGAAUCGAAAGAGAAGAAGGGUGACAAAUUGAAUGAUCUAACUUUACCCUUAACAGAGGAACAGAAUUUAAGAGGUGUCGAAGAAAGCACAAUAGACGAUUAUGAGAAGAUUCCAGUAGAUGCCUUUGGUUUGGCUAUGUUGCGUGGAAUGGGAUGGAAACCUGGCAAAGGGAUCGGUAAAAAUGAAAAAUUCGUAGCAACUGUUGUACCUGAAUUACGUCCAAAAGGAAUGGGACUGGGUGCAGAUAAGAUCACAUUACAGAAACAGAGUGGAAAACCUCAGAAGGAAGAGGAAGAAUUGCGAAUGGAGAGGGGAAGUUUCAUCAAAAUCAUUGUUGGCAAGCAGUCCAACACAUAUGGCCAGAUAGAAGGCUUUGAUGAAGAUGCAGGAAGAUUAAUUGUAAAAAUGGCUCUAGGAGGAAAUACUAUUUCUGUGAAUGAAUGUACAGUUCGAGCGGUAACAAAAGCAGAAUAUUUAAAAAAUUCCAAAGUUCUAACGCUACGCUUGGCUUUGGUACAGCUGGCAGUCGGGAAGGAUAAGGCGACGAACGUCGCGCGAGCCGUCUCAUUCAUCGAGCGCGCUAAACAACAGGAACACGCCGACAUUGUGACGCUGCCCGAGUGCUUCAACUCGCCGUACGGAACAUCCCACUUUGCGAAAUACGCCGAGAGUAUCCCCAGCGGCGAGACGAGCGUGGCUUUGUCCGAAGCGGCGAGGAGGAACGACGUUUACGUGAUCGCCGGAACAAUACCGGAGCGGGAGGAUGACAAGUUGUACAACACUUGUACCGUAUGGGCACCCGAUGGAAAGCUCGUGGCCAAGCACAGAAAAAUGCAUCUGUUUGACAUCGACAUUAAAGGGAAAAUCACAUUCCGAGAGAGCGACUCGCUGUCGCCCGGGAAUUCCUUGACAACCUUUGAGGCAAAAGGUUGCAAAAUCGGCAUCGGCAUUUGCUAUGACAUCAGGUUCGAGGAAAUGGCGCGACUUUAUAGAAACAGAGGCUGCCAGAUGUUGAUCUACCCUGCGGCAUUCAACAUGACCACGGGCCCGCUGCAUUGGUCGUUACUGCAGCGUUCCAGAGCAAACGACAAUCAAUUAUAUGUAGCCUGCGUUUCGCCGGCACGUGGCUCGCCGCCCGGAUACGUCGCUUGGGGGCAUACCCAGUUAACCAACCCUUGGGGAGAAAUACUCAACGAGCUGGAUGACUCCGAAAGUAUGCUGGUAGCAAACAUAGAUCUGAAAGUUGUGGACGAAGUCAGGUCACAAAUUCCAACGUUCGGUCAACGUCGCACGGACCUAUACGACACAGUUUGGAAGGAUUAGGGAGAUGUAACGUGUGACAACGCUUGCGCAUCGUGUCAUUAAGCAAUUUUGCACGACGACGAGCUAUCGGGUGCUCUAAAUUUCACACUCGAAUACCCCGUUAAUAAACAUCUUGCGCCCACGUUACACACACGUAAAUGUGCUGUGGAGACAUGAGCAAGCGUGUUUACACGUAAGUAUAAUCACCGAUGACAGGAUCAUGUGAAUAAACUUUAUUGCUCUGUAA
This is a messenger RNA of Odontomachus brunneus, 2168 nucleotides long. Its product is annotated as omega-amidase NIT2. Gene Ontology annotation, biological process: L-glutamine metabolic process; oxaloacetate metabolic process. The record is from RefSeq and is a predicted model, not a curated record. Gene Ontology annotation, molecular function: omega-amidase activity; nucleic acid binding. Lineage: Eukaryota; Metazoa; Arthropoda; Insecta; Hymenoptera; Formicidae. Bases 185 to 1942 code for a protein of 585 amino acids. Gene Ontology annotation, cellular component: mitochondrion. The transcript has 9 exons.